AAUGAAAAGGAAAUCCCUUCCUCACAAGAGAGAGCGGUUGCGGAGUUCCAAAUUCCAAUCUCUCGAGGAAGAAAUGGAGCCAUGGGAGUAGAGCGAGGGAGGGAGCGUCAAGAGGCCGACGGUCCCGCCUGUGGCCGCACUCGGCGCCGAACUCCUGGGGAAGGUACUACGCCGCCUCCCCGACAUGGCGUCGCUCGCCAGCGCCGCCUGCGUCUGCAAGCGCUGGGGCCGCGUGGCCUCCGACCCCGCCGUCUUCCGCCGCUUCGGCUCCCUCCGCAGGCCCCCGCUCGUCGGCGUCCUCGUCACCAACCGUGGCCGCGAGAAGUUUCCCCUUUACUACCAUGAUACCUGCUUCAUCAAGGCGCCCUCUCGCAACAACCCCGAGCUGGCCUCCGCCGCGGCGAACGGCGACUUCUACUUCAUGCACCACCCCGACGUCGACAACGACGACGAGUGGCGCCUCCGUGGCUGCGACGGCGGCUUCCUCCUCUUCUCCCUCGGCCGCUACAGCACGGACCUCGCCGUGUACGACCCUCUCGACCGGACCGCCGUCUUCUUCAAGCCGCCCCACGACUUCCGCCCGUUCCGCUACGCCAUCGUCGCCGACGAGGCCGACGCCUCGUUCCAGGUCAUCGCCAUACAGCCCGACCCCUGGGGCGACGAUGCCUCGGUCGUCUUCUCCUCCCGCACCCGCAGCUGGGUGGAGAACGGCUCGGUGCGCUACAGAUUUGCCUGGCCCUACACCGACGGCAUUGCCGCCGGGCGGUUUGCCUACUGGCGGUCCAACACCAAGAAGGAUUGUUAUUGUGAACCGAAGGAGGAGAUAUUGGUGGUUGACACGAAGACCAUGGUGUGGUCGUACAUGACCGCGCCGGUGCCGGUCGGCGAAUCGUACUGCGUGGCGCACAUGCCGGAGCACGGCGGGCUGUGCAUCGUGUCCAGCAAAGAGCAACGCGUGCUGCUCUGGGUCAGUGACGCCAAUGGUGGAUGGGUGGUCAAGAAGGAGGUCUCGCUGCUGAAUCACUUUCCCUACUUGAAGAAGCUUCGUCGUGACCAGUGGAUGAAGAGGGUGCGCAUCCUGGCGAUGAGGGCCGGCUAUGUUUACAUGGAGUUCUGGUCCAUAAGGAAGACCGACUCCUAUCUUCUUGUGCUCAACCUCAACACCGUCAAGCUGGAAAUUUUUCUGAACAAUGGGCUCAACAAUGAGGAUAGGCCUUACAGAGGCCCUGCUUUUCCGUUCUUUUUGCGGAUGGCACCUCUGCCUGCCGCAGAUGAUGACAAGAAGCUUCAAGAUGCUUGAUGCAUGGAGUAGGUCAAGUUGGUAGAAGUAACUUAAUUUGGAGCGUGAGGUGUCAUCCACUCAUCCUUUUGAAAGGGAAUUGCAGCAGUUGUUUGGUACGGAGUACAUCUUUUCCGAUUGACAUGGGAAUGGAAGCGUGUAGCUAUUUUGCAAGCCAUAUAUGGUCUAUUUUGUGGAAAUAGCUUCAAUGUAAUCUGAAUUUAGUCCCUUUCCGGUCAUGAGACCUGUUUGAUGUUAGUUAAAUGAAACUUCAACUAAGAUGGUUUAAUUUAAUUUUGGUUUUGUGCU
Molecule: messenger RNA, 1588 nt
Organism: Aegilops tauschii subsp. strangulata
Lineage: Eukaryota; Viridiplantae; Streptophyta; Magnoliopsida; Poales; Poaceae
Source: RefSeq, a predicted model, not a curated record